Messenger RNA from Lichtheimia ornata, 1491 nucleotides. RefSeq lists its product as uncharacterized. The record is from RefSeq and is a predicted model, not a curated record. The coding region runs from base 1 to 1491 and encodes 496 amino acids. NCBI's taxonomy places the organism in Eukaryota, Fungi, Mucoromycota, Mucoromycetes, Mucorales, Lichtheimiaceae. Gene Ontology annotation, molecular function: transmembrane transporter activity. The transcript has 11 exons. Gene Ontology annotation, cellular component: membrane. Gene Ontology annotation, biological process: transmembrane transport.
AUGGCGACCAAAGAAAAGGAGCAGGUGGAGAUAACAACGACCGCAAUUGAUGCGGAAAAGGGUGUCAAGGCCAAUGGCUUAAUACAAGAAGAGGAAUAUGAGCCAUUGACACCACAAGAAAUGCGACGUUUACGUUGGCGAUUGGAUCUUCGUAUCAUUCCAUUUUGUGGAUUACUAUACCUAUGCUCAUUCUUAGAUCGCUCUAAUAUCGGAAAUGCCAAGAUUGCUGGUAUCACUGAAGACUUGAACAUUACCGAAUCCGAAUACAACGUAGCACUAUCCAUCUUUUUUGUUGGCUAUAUUAUCUUUGAGAUCCCCAGUAAUCUCAUGCUCAAACGUGUUGGACCCAACGCAUGGAUUCCUUUGGUGAUGAUCUCUUUUGGAAUUGUGCUCGCAUGUAUGAGUACAGUCUCUAACGGAAGCGGUUUGCUGGCAACGCGCUUUUUCUUGGGAAUUGCAGAAGCAGGCUUAUUCCCCGGCGUCAUCUUUUACAUUACGCUAUGGUAUACUCGACGAGAACAAGCAACACGCAUUGCUAUCUUUUUCGGAUGGGCAACGGUCGCUGGUGCUUUCGGUGGUGUACUGGCUUAUGGUAUUAUGAGGAUGGAUGGUCUUCGUGAUAUGCGUGGAUGGCAAUGGAUCUUCUUGAUUGAGAGCAUCCCUACAUUGGUCCUUGCAUGCGUGACCUACUUUGUUUUGCCAGGAUUACCAGAGACAUCAAAAAUUCUUACACCACGUGAACGGCAUGCGAUCAUCCAACGACUUCAAGAUGAUUUUGGUGCAAAGUCCGAGUCAACCCACUUUUCAUGGAAGCAAUUCAGAGCUGGAUGUACGGAUUGGAAGGUUUUAGCGCACUCUUUGGUUUAUAUAUGCGGCUCAAUUCCCUUGUACAGCCUUAGUCUUUUCUUGCCAAGCAUCAUUAAGGGUAUGGGAUUCCAGGAUUUGGAAGCCCAAGCCAUGUCAGCUCCACCCUAUGCUAUCGCAUGCGUUGCCACUAUCUUGUUUGCCAUGCAUGCGGAUAAGGUUGGCGAACGAGCAUUCCAUAUUGCUGUACCAUCAUUUAUUGGAAUGGUUGGAUACAUCUUGUUGAUUGCAUUGAAGGAUAAGGGAGCUGUGGCUCUUUAUAUUUCGGCAUGUAUUACAACGACCGGUGUAUUUGGUCAUGCAUCCACAAUGCUUUCUUGGUUCAGCAAUAACUUUUCAGGGCAUACAAAACGUGCUGUUGCAUCGGCUAUCAUUAUCUCGAUUGGCAAUGUUGGUGGAGCUUUAGGCGGCCAAGUGUAUCGAGCGAAUGAUGCACCUCAAUACAUUCGUGCUCACUCUGCAUGCGCUGCAUUAAUGUUUUGCCAAAUCGUCAUUAUCCUCGUUUACAAGUACCUUUUGAUUCGAAUCAACAGAAAACGCGAUAACUUGACACCUGAAGAAUAUCGCAAGGCAUGCGAAGGAGAUGAAUUAUGUGAUUUGCAUCCUGACUUCCGGUACAUUACUUAG